UUGAAAACUAAAAUGGCUCCAACCUCUCUCUCGCUGAUGCGAAGGCACGCAGCUGCAGAAGCUUUGGUAUUCGUCUGAUUACUCAACCAGUAGAGUUUUUUCAGUCGGAAUGUCGAUCUUUGAGUAUAAUGGAAGUGCACUGGUGGCAAUGGUGGGGAAGAAUUGCUUCGCGAUCGCGAGCGACCGGCGGCUUGGCGUGCAGCUGCAGACCAUCGCCACUGACUUUCAGAAGAUUUACAGGAUACACGAUAAGCUCUUCAUCGGUCUAGCUGGCCUCGCCACCGACGCACAGACUCUGUAUCAAAGGCUAGUUUUCCGACACAAACUGUAUCAUCUAAGGGAAGAAAGAGAUAUGAAACCCGAAACUUUUGGCAGCCUUGUAUCUGCUGUUCUCUACGAGAAAAGGUUCGGUCCAUAUUUCUGCCAACCCGUCAUUGCCGGAUUGGGUGAUGAAGAUAAACCAUUCAUUUGCACUAUGGACUCUAUCGGGGCAAAGGAACUUGCCAAAGAUUUCGUCGUUGCUGGAACUGCAUCGGAAUCCCUCUACGGUGCCUGUGAAUCGAUGUUCAAGCCUGACAUGGAACCUGAGGAGUUGUUUGAGACUAUCUCACAGGCACUGCUAUCAUCAGUCGACCGAGAUUGUUUAAGUGGUUGGGGAGGACAUGUUUACGUCGUCACACCUACUGAAGUGACGGAGAGAAUCCUGAAGGGAAGGAUGGAUUGAUCGAUCGGGCGCUAACAAGAACUCGACGACGGUCUCGUUGUCGACAUUGAGCUGCGCUGGGAGUUGCCAUUCCUUGAACUUCCCCCAUUGCAGCUGUAUUUAGUAAUCCAAGCUUUGCAGCAUUGCUCAAAAAAGUUAUGUUUGAUUGUGUUGUUAAAUUUGCCUCAGAUAAUUUGGUAUGGAAUAGAUAAAAGCUGUUUGAACU
Molecule: messenger RNA, 929 nt
Organism: Andrographis paniculata
Lineage: Eukaryota; Viridiplantae; Streptophyta; Magnoliopsida; Lamiales; Acanthaceae
Product: proteasome subunit beta type-3-A-like
Exons: 7
Coding region: 110-724 (204 amino acids)
Biological process (GO): proteasome-mediated ubiquitin-dependent protein catabolic process
Cellular component (GO): proteasome core complex; proteasome core complex, beta-subunit complex
Source: RefSeq, a predicted model, not a curated record